Molecule: messenger RNA, 6355 nt
Organism: Hippopotamus amphibius kiboko
Lineage: Eukaryota; Metazoa; Chordata; Mammalia; Artiodactyla; Hippopotamidae
Gene: SMIM15
Product: small integral membrane protein 15
Exons: 3
Coding region: 644-868 (74 amino acids)
Source: RefSeq, a predicted model, not a curated record
CUUCCGCUUUACUCUUUAUUGCAGAGUUCUGUUGCUAAUCUCUGAAUCUCGCAUUAUAGUUCAUUCAUUACUGGGCUGGCGAAGCUGAGGAAACGGGUAUCUGUAGAGCCUAGUCUCGACUGUGUGCGUUGGGGAGGACGAAUGGGGGGAGCAGGCUAGGAUAUAUAAUGAUAUCUUAGGCACUUUAAUGUGUCUUCAGUUGAAAAUAUGAAGACAUUGUGAUAGGAUAUACUUAAAACCAGUCAUGGUAGUUUUAUUUAGGUGAAGGGUUGUGGGUGAUUUAUAUUUUGUUUUGCUUAUCUUUGAUUUUCCCAUAAAGAACACAGAUUGUAUAAUAGGGAGAUAAAAAGAAAAACCCUCUAAGUGUAAAGCGGUGUUUGAUUUUGCGAUUGUAUACCUAACUCUAUAAACGAAUAAUUGACAUCUUUACUAUAAAAAGUUCAAGAUCUGGGAAUGGAUAUGCUGUAACAUAUCAGUGAGCUAACUUUCUGUAUGUUGUGUAUAGAAUUUAAGCCAUCUCUCAGAAUUGUAUGGUAGAGCUAAAGAAGAAGGCCACCAACCAAGGGUCAUCUGAAAUUGUGAUUGGCUAAUAAUCCCAGGACAAAAUUAGAGAUCACUGCUCAAGCAUAAGGCCUCUACAGAGAUGUUUGAUUUAAAGGCUUGGGCUGAGUAUGUUGUGGAAUGGGCUGCAAAGGACCCAUAUGGCUUCCUUACAACAGUUAUUUUGGCCCUAACUCCAUUGUUUCUAGCUAGUGCUGUACUGUCUUGGAAAUUGGCCAAGAUGAUUGAGGCCAGGGAAAAGGAGCAAAAGAAGAAACAAAAACGUCAAGAAAAUAUUGCAAAAGCUAAACGACUAAAAAAGGAUUGAAGGAAUGAACAGGCUCUGCAACCAGAGGAAGAUCGUUUGGAAAAUUAUGCAGCUUUGGAAGGACCCAUUAAGAUUUCUUUUCGGAUCUUAUGACAGUAUUAUUUAGUAAAUGAAGUCUGAGCAUAUGGAAGAAUCCUGUUAGUUCUCACCUGUACUGUAGCAACUUUUAGGCUUCCGUGUAGAAGUCUGUUGACAGUUACUGUAAAUUGGCAUUUAUUAUGCUACAAAUUCUUUACAACUGACUUAGUCAUUUGCCUUUUUGCAGCUUAUGUACUAAAAUGAAAACAUCUUGUGGAGAAAAAUGGCUUUAGAUUUUGAACUCUAUUCAAGUAAUGGCUUAAAGUGGGGUCCUGUUCUGGACAAAGGAGAUUAAGAAUGUAAAAAUCAGAAUUGUCCUGAGGUGAAAAGCGUGCUUUGGCUUAAAAGAGAUAUUGUGUAUUAAUUACAUCUUUUAUUAUUAUUACUUAUUUCUUGUAGUAGAAUUAUUUCUGGCUUCCUCAAAGCAAAAUAAUAUUAUUCAAUGAGUACUUCUAUUUUCUGUAUUUUUCUCAUUUCAGCUUUUGAGAUGUUGGUAAUUACCAGAGAUUCUGCAUUUUUUUAAAUCUAAUUUGAUAAAGAAUUGUCUUAUUAUUAUCUUGAGUAUGUAGAAUACCACUUACUGGAUAUAACAAUUUUUGUACUUAUGAACACUGCUAUUUUCUUAGAGGUGAUUUGAGUAGAGUAACACUAUAAUUUAAAGUUUGGAGUAAAAAUGCCAAACCUUGUAGUACCUUGGAACCAGUUUAUUCUCACUUGUGCUAAGUAGAAAUGUGAAGUAGUUAAAAUGUCUUAGCAAAUAAUUUGCUGAUUAUAUGGGUACCACUUUUGUUUUUUAUUCCAUUCUUUCUUUUAAUUCAUUUGGUAGUGAUGUCCUUUACUUUUUUGAUCCAGGAGGUUCAUGGUGAAAAUUAAAAUUUCAAAUUUCUUUUAAGGAACUUUAAAGAGUAAAAGAAAGGCUUAACAUUUGGAAAAAUUUUGUUUGGCAUAGUAUUGAGUGAAAAAGAUGUAAAUUAUGUCCAAAUGAGAAUGUGUUAUAAUUAGAAAUAAAGAGCUAAAGAAUAUGUCCUUCAGUUAAGUAGUAUAACUGGAACUUCUUACUCUUUAACAUGGCUUUUAUAAAUGCAUGAUUAAUAAUUUUAUUUGUUGUCAAUAAUUAGUAGCUUAUUAAUGUUUUCCUCACCUCUGAUAAUGAAUUUUAAGUUACAAAAAAACUGUCCAAAAGCUUUAACUUAAAAAUGAAACUAGAUACUGAAAUAAAUUUGAUACUUUUUUAUAAAGAGGUCUUGGGCUUUGGGGUUAUUUUUGGGGGGGGGCGGGCAGAGUAAUACAUUUAGAUAUGUUAUAGAAGUUAGACUUUUGAAAGUGUUAUGAAUUUCAUUUAUAGAUAAGCAGACAGUUGACCCUUGAACACCACGGGGUUAGGAGCACAAGUCCUCCCUUGCAGUCGAAAAUCCCCAUAUAACUUAUAAUGGACCCUCCCUCUGUACACUGUUCCUUCCUAUACGCGGGUCCUCCAUGUCUGCAGUUCUGAGGUUCUGCACACAGUGCUUCAUCUGUGGAUUCAAGCAACCCUGGAUCAUGUAGUACUGUAGUAUUUACAAUUGAAAACAAUCUGUGUAUUAGUGACUGUACAGUUUGAACCCAUGUUGUUCAAGGAUCAACUGUACUUGUAAAAGUUGAGAGCAAUGUUUCCCAAAUAUGAGAACCUAAGGACAUCUGACAAUGUUUAUGGACUGGUUUGAACAAUACUUAUUACUGUUAUUUUAGGUUGUCAGUUCCCACUUGAGGCCACUGUAAUUAACACAUUGCAGUGCUGGGCACUGAAAUAAUUCAGUGUUUAAUUAUGAAUUAGUUAUUCAGGUGAUCUAGGAUAUGCUUUUUAUAUGAUCACUGAAUUAAAACUUAGUUAUCUACUAAAGCUGUGGUUUUAUUGUUCAUUGUGACAAUUUAAAGGUAUUUAACUAAAAUAGGUUUUUCUGUAGUCCCUGUUAAUACAGUUUUGUAUGUGUUUGACAUAGGCCAUUUGUUUCUUCAGCUUUUCCCAACAUCUAUGGGGCCUUUUUACUCAUUUGAGGUUAACAAGGUUUUAUAAUAUUUGUGUCUAUGUUUGUGUGUGUUGGGGGGAGGGGAGAUGUAAAUUUGAAACUAUAGAUCUUCCUCAGUUAACAAUGGGUUACAUCCUGAUAAACCCAUUGCAAGUUGAAAAUAAUUCACUGAAUAAUGUACUGAAAGUGAAAAACUGAAUGGUUAUAUGGGUAUAGGAUGGUUAUGUGGACAUGGGGUGUUUACUCAUGACUGCGUGGGUGACGGGGAGCUGUGGCUCCCUGCCACUGCCCAGCAUCACGAGCGUGUCCUGCACAAUGCUAGCCCGAGAAGAGAUCAAAACUUAAAGAACGGUUUCAGUUGAAUAUGAAUGUGUAUCGUAAAGUUGAAAAAUUAAGUUGGGGACUGUGUGUUGUAAGGUUUGAGAUUCUUCAGAAAAGUUAAUCUUUUAAUUGUAACAUACUAUUAUGGUUAAAAGAAUCCCAUUUACUCUUACCCAGAAUACUUCUUUUAAAAACUGCCUAUUAUGUUGUUUCUGAAGUUCUUAGAACUAAUAUAAUCAAUUACCUUUUUAUGGCCGGUUUUGAAGAAAAAACAAACAAGAUCCCUAUAAGAAACAUUUUACUGCUGCCCCCCCCCCCCCCAAAAGUUUGUGCAUCAGAAUUUGAUCCAUAGUGUCCAAGUGGUAAAUUUCAGCAUGGUGUUACUGUAUCAGAUGUGCAAGGGCGUGUUAAACUUAUUUCCUGAAAUUACAGUGAGCAAACUGGAAAUAAGCUUUGGACGCUGAGAGCUGGAAACUCAAUGUUGAAAUCCACUAUAACUAACAGCUCCUCACCCAUCCUUAGGGGCACUUUAUACCUAUCUGGUUUUAAGUUAGAGGAAGUCUGAUUCCUAUUUAGGAAUGAUUGCUUUUAUGUUUGCAACUGAUUAUAGGAUCACUCUGAUUUACUUCAUGUCUAAUAUAUAAGGACAAAUUCUGUAUUUCUCAGACAUAUUAAAAGGGAUUCCGUGUUCAAAUACCAAAAGUUUGGGAAAACAAGGUAAGACAAUUUAUUUCUGCAUGAUUUCUUAGAGUCUUAACUUACUUUGACUAUCUCAGACUCUCCUCUUUUCUAUUCCCCCAAUGAACACAACAGUUUGAGAACGUCUAGUCUAAAUGAAUUCAGGUUACAUUUUAAAUAGUGUGGUCAAUGAGAUAGCAUUAAAAAUCAGUAUGAUGGCAUUGGGUCAAGGCUGAUAAAAUUAAGAAAUAAAUGAGAGCCAGAAAUCUGUUAGUAGAAAUAGGAAUGGAAAAGAAUAACAAUGGGGAAAAAUUAUUUCUUCCUUUUUUUUUUUUUGAUUUUUAACUUCAGAUAUUCAAGGCGUAGCUAAUAGGCUAGAUUUAUAUGGUUAAACCCAACAGGCAAGGCACGUACACUUGAGCAGUGUGUAUAAUAAGGCCUUUGGGGAAAAAAAAUGCUAUAUGCAUAUAUAGCAGAGGCAUAGGAAGUCAGGAUUUAUCUGAGAGUACUUAAGGUAUAUAUGACACUUUUAAAAUGAACAUUUAACUUAUGAAAUUAAAAAAACUGCAUGGGUUUGGAGUCUGUCUUGAAGAGAUGAAGAAAAACAUUUCAUUUAAAAAAAAACAAACAUGUAAAUGCCUCAAAUAUAACUAUGUAAAAUAUGAAAUAUGGUGGACAAGUGAAUAUUUUAUGUAAAACUUUGAUUCUGCUUUGCAUGUGUCUGGCCUAAAAGCCACAUAUAAAAACAAGAUUGUUUAGAAAGGCAAUCUUAAUUAGGCCAAGAUUAUAGUUCAGUUUUUAUGUAGGACUAAAUGUUCUCAGAACUCUGUUCUGAUAACCACCGAACAGUGUAACCAGUCAUCCUAAAAAUGUUAGUCUUGAGGAAAGGAAUGUGGAUGGAUUACUACAAACUUUAUUCCCACUUCUGAAAAUCCCUUUGAAAAUGCAUAUCUUACUAAUAAUGGGUGGACCAAUAUCAUCUUACUAUAACAUAACUAUUGGCUAAGAUUUUCUUUUGUGUAAUAGAUAUUUUAAAACGAAAACCAUAAAAAUUAAAUUAAUGUAAAUUCCGUCAUACAUUAAGAUAUUUGUAAACAGCCUACAUGGCAAACAUUUGUAAAAGAUGUAUAUAGAAUACAUUUAAUAAGCGGAUAAGAAUUCAGUGGUAGAAACAUUCUAUUCUAGCAUGUUAGAAUUUACAAUGUUUCCUGUAACCUAGGAUUCAACAACGUCUUACUUUACAGUCAAUUAUACAACAAAUUUUAUCUCUUUAUAUUGUCUAGUAGCUAGUUCCUUUUUUGCCUCUUUGGUAAAAUGUAAAACUACUUUGUAAUAAUGUAAAGAGACAGAAUGAUUUAACCUGAUAUUAACAGGGAUGCUGGAAUGUUAAAUAUUACCAUCUAGGGCUUUUUUUUUUUUGUCAUUCCAUAAGUAUUAUGGUGAUUACAUAUGAUUACAUUUUAUAAAGUUGUAUUUUUCUGUAGUUUAUUUCUUAAGCAAUUAAAAAUUUUACCUUCUAUUAAGUAAAAAUCUCAACCUAUGUGUUUUUAGGAAUUCAUUGUUAAACACUUAACCAAGGAUUUCCUUAUAUUAUUCAGAGCAUUAGUUUGGGUCACUUAUUCAGUCCAUAUUUAUUGAGUAGCUAUUAUAAUGCCAAACACUGUUGGAAGACCUCUAUAUUAGAAUUAGAACUCUGUUAGCCUCAAAAACUUGAUUGUGCACUUCAGAAAAUAUAUGACUUUUCUAAAACAGUUUUAUGUAUAAUCUGUUUUGAUAUUAUCAUGUCUAUAAUUUUCUUCAAUAUAUAAACCACUGUAAUCUCCACUAUCAGUGAAAUCACCUUCUAAGAACUCUGCGGUAUUUUGUUUCUUCAAAGUAACUUUUAAAGUCAGAACUACAAUUACUGUACCAUUUCUCUGUUUACCAUCCUUUCAGACUUUUGUGAUAGAUGAUCUACUUCUAUUUGGUCCUAAUUCCUUCCUUUAAAACUCCAACCUCAAUCCCACCAUAAAAUAGCUUUUGUCCCAUCUAUUCAUCAAGAUCACAGGGUUUUUUUUAAUUUAUCAAAUAAAUUUUCUUGGCCUCCUCACGUUUUAUCCAAGUUCAUAUUUUUGAUUAGUCCUUUAGAAAAUCUUAGAGUGCCUCUAUAGAAAUAGCAGUCUUCUUUUAUAUUGAUCAUUUAGGAGAGCUCAAUAUUUAGCCUUACCAUUUCUAGCAAGAUAUAUUUUGGGUGGUUCCUAAAUAAUUGUAAGGAUCCAAAUUGUACUGAGCAUUUACAGGUACAAGAUCCCAAAGAGUUCGAAGAAACUAAGCAAACUCAUAAACACAGAAUGACGACUAAAUCAAGUGAAGGAUUUAAGUCUAAAAGUAGUUAGGUUGCUAUAGUUCAUAACCUCACACUUCU